This is a messenger RNA of Trematosphaeria pertusa, 1473 nucleotides long. RefSeq lists its product as uncharacterized. The transcript is spliced from 4 exons. The coding region runs from base 1 to 1473 and encodes 490 amino acids. Gene Ontology annotation, molecular function: phosphatidate phosphatase activity. Lineage: Eukaryota; Fungi; Ascomycota; Dothideomycetes; Pleosporales; Trematosphaeriaceae. The record is from RefSeq and is a predicted model, not a curated record. Gene Ontology annotation, biological process: phospholipid metabolic process.
AUGUUGACCCCAGCUAACGCGCACUACCGCAGAUUCCUAAUCGCGCUCUUCUUCAUCAUCGACAAGGUCAAGCCUUACCACCAGCCCUUCUCCCUGCGGAACUACACCCUCCACUACCCCUACGCCGUCCACGAGCGAAUCCCGGUAUUCUACGCAGCCAUCAUCUGCGUCGUCUUUCCCGCCGUCGUCAUUAUCGUCUACACUCUGGUCAUAGAUGGACUCUUCUCGCACCAGACGCCUAUGCCCGCGGAUAGGGCAGGAGGGUUGAAGCGCUUGGCAGGCAGAUAUAGGUUCAAAGACAGACUGUGGGAGCUCAACUGCGGUAUUCUCGGCCUGAUGUUGAGCAAUUGCGCGGCCUUCACAAUAACGGAGGAUAAAGGCGCAUUGAAGAAUGCCAUUGGCAAGCCUCGGCCAGAUCUCAUCGACCGUUGCCAGAUCAAACCGAACAUCGAACUCCCUGGCCUUGACAUAAAAGACUUCCGACUAGCCACAAGCGACAUUUGCGGGCAACAGGACAACUAUAUCCUGCAAGAUGGCUUCAAGAGCUUUCCUUCUGGACACAGCAGCACUGCAUUUGCCGGUCUUUUCUUCCUCUCUAUGUACCUCGCUGCAAAGCUGCAUGUCAUGGACGCAAAGGGAGAAGUGUGGAGAACCUUCAUCGUCAUGGUUCCCACGCUUGCCGCUGCCCUCGUCGCCGGCAGCCGCAUCAUGGACGCCCGCCACCAUCCUUUCGACGUUCUUUCCGGUAGCGCUCUCGGCAUUCUUGUCGCCUGGGCCUCCUAUCGGCAGUAUUUCCCACCAAUAUCAGAGACGUGGCGCAAAGGCCGCGCGUAUCCGAUCCGUAGUUGGGGCCGCGGACCAGCUCCUCCUCCAAAUCCUACAUUCCAGGUCGAGGAAGACGUGCAGCCACUGCGCCCAAUGCGAAGACCUACGGAUGAAGAGCGAGGAGCAGCAUCUGGCUUCUCGUCCGAGACAGCAGUUGCAGGACCUGAUGAGCACGGCGGCAAUGUUUUCCGCCAACAGAUAUCGCAGUCACAGCGCCGACGGCAGCAGGACGCACCGUUUGCUAUCCAGCAUAGCGACACUGCGGGAUCGACGUAUUCACAGCAAGUUUCUGGAUACCGAGGCAAUCUGCCAGCGUCAAAUCCAUUCGCUACCGAGCCACGCCGCCAUGAUACAUAUGAUUACUCUUCGUCGGAAGAUGACGAUAACUAUGAGUUACAGCAGACAUAUGGGCUUUCAGCUCCACAAAGCGGAGGCGUGUAUAAUCCUGUCUCGGGGACCAUGACCGAUACGGGAUACCAUCCUACGCCCGGUAUCUCUCCGAAUCCAACACCACCUCCUCCCGCCAACCUUACCGCAGCUCCGCGGCUUCCAACCGCAACCUCCCCGACUGGCGACCUAGGAGACAGACGGGAAGGAGCACCGGCUCCGCCACCGCAUGCGGUAGGCACAACUCCUCAGCAGGUAUAG